This is a messenger RNA of Colletotrichum navitas, 378 nucleotides long. RefSeq lists its product as uncharacterized. The record is from RefSeq and is a predicted model, not a curated record. Lineage: Eukaryota; Fungi; Ascomycota; Sordariomycetes; Glomerellales; Glomerellaceae. The transcript has 2 exons. The coding region runs from base 1 to 378 and encodes 125 amino acids.
AUGAAGUUGCAGUUCGACCUGGUUGACUAUGGGACGACCAUCAACCGCAACCGCACCAACGACCUCCCACCAAAUAGCUUUGAAUCUAUCAAAACGACGGUCUGGGCCUACCUGGAGACGGUCGCCUCCCCUCGCGCGUGGGGUCGCGCUGUCCCUGUCGCUGAGGGGCAGUGGGACAACUACAUUGAGAGCCCCGGUUCCGCCAUGUUCUACCUGAAGACGGUACUGAGCGGGUACGAGUUGAUGACGGACGCGUUCGCCAGCACCCGCAAGAGCGAUAACGCCCUCGUGUGGGGAUGGACUGUGCAGACCAGCAGCUUGAUCUCCAACGAAGCCUUCGAGGCAAGUCACAACCGUAACAUUCGGAAAGUCUCCUAA